UAAGUCUCCCAUUCAGCUCUGCAGAGUAAUUACAAGGAAAUCCCGAUUUCAUUUUUUAUCCUGUCUCCUGACAGGUCAAUGCAUGCUUAUUCAAGAAUUGAUCCCUCUUCCAAAACAAUGAGCAAUUCCAAGGGAAGGCAGAAUCCCCCAAACAGUUACUGACAUCAACAGCAUUCUUCUCAAGGAUUACUCAACUGAGUGCUUGCUUUGUGUGUGAUCUCAAUCAUAGAAAAGAAGAACUGCUCCAGACUUGAUUAUCUUUUCAAAAACUUGCAAAACCUGAGAAGCUAAGACUCUUUGAAACAGGAAGCUGUGUUGUUUCCUACCUUACUAAUGUCUCUGGUGGUAUCAGAUGGUAUCUCCGUUUCAUGAGUGGCAAGACCUAAGCUACCACUGGACGCAUCAAGGACUUUGCUAAAUUAGCAGGGCUGAGUGAAGACUUCAUCACCUUGGAGAGGUCACUGUGCCUGGGGAGGACUGAGAAUGAAUGGAUCCUGAGGUCAUUACUACCAACACUGCAGCAGAUGCCAGCACAAAGACUCAGGGUUGGGACUGGGUCGACCCCUACCUUAGCAGACACCAGUCACGUCAAUCAAGAACCAACAGGAGAUUAGAGUACCCUCUUCUCCCUCUGCCCAUGCAUCGAGUCAUGCUGGCCCUUCUCUACUGCCAUCUUAGAAAGGCCCAAUGAGAGGAGACAAGGAACUGAAAUUACAAGCUGAUUAACAGAGGAUGAGUAAAACCUAAAGUUAUCAUUCAAAUGAAUGGAAGGAUAAGACUAAAUUUAAACCACUUAGGACUAAAAUUUGUGAAUACUUUUUUCUUUUACCCAGCAGGUGGGAAGCUGGUAAGAGAUUCAAAUAGUUUUGGAAACUAAAGAAACUCCAUUUACAUUGCACAACCGAAUUGUACUAUGGGCAAUUUUAGUGAAUCAGCUAAAGGAGUAUGAUGUUAAUUUAUGUAAAACUUUGUAUCCACAUAUGCAUACAUAGAGAAAUGUUAAUGGUAGUAAACUCAUCAUGGUGAGAUCUGGGAUGGUUUUUACUAUUUUUUCCUUUUCUUUAUGAUUGAUGUUGUUCGUUUACUAUUACUAUAUAAUUUUUCCAAACUGCAAGGACUGUGAUUAGGAGUGCAGACAGGUAAAAAUUGUAUCUGUUUUUGUGUCUCUGAUCUCAUGUAACUAGGGGUCAAGGACUUGACUUCUAACUCUACUUGUUUUCCAGUGCUUUGCAGUCUAGGCCCCUUCGCCUCACAAGAUUCUAUAAUCUUACACUCAUCAUGUUGGAUUUAUGGAAAUGACACAUGAAUUAAAGAUGAUCUUCAAGUUGGAAAACACUUCAGUGAAAUUCUUUUUUAAAGUUUGACUUGUUUUCAGAUCAGUCUGUGAGAAAAGGAAAGAAAAUAUAAAUAAUUAAUGAUGAGUAGAGGCUCUUUUCACUCUUGCCUUAAACAUUAAGGUUUAGAGAGAUACUCUCAUGACCGAAAAUGCAUAACAGACCAAAUGAUGGGUAUUUUUUCUCAGCUGCUGUGUAUUAUGCCAUUGGGAAUAAAAAAAAAGCUGGUAAGAUCAUAUAAGUCGGUUGCUACUCAAUUCCAUUUUUAACCUCGAAAGCCUGAAUGUGUCACUGAUUAGUAGAUGAUGGACCAGGCCAGAGCUAUGAAAAUAGGUCAAGUUCUAUCCAAGAGCCUCUACUUUUUCCUGAUUUCAUGUGAAACCACUUCUCAUUGCCUUUCUUUCACUUCUGCUUUCUACCAUACAGCUUUUUCUUUUUCUAGUUUAAAAUAUGAUCUCAUGUAGACUCUCUGAUUUGAUGCUCACCACAUCAAAUGGGUGGCUAUCAUGAUCCUCAUUUUGGAGAUGAAUAAACGAGGCUCAGAGUUAAGGGCUUGUCUGAGUCUUCUCACUGGCAAGCAGAAUGGCCAGGAACCGCUCCUAUGUCUCCCCUCUCUACAGUCACUUGGACCACACAGAACCCCAACAGGUGCUGACUUUAGGGUCCCAGUAUUUUCUUAGGAAAGCAAAGACAAUCCUUGCCAUCGGCUCCAAUUACUGCAUUUCUAAGGCCUGCCUUGAGAAAUACCUGCUGACGUACGUUCAUGACCUCACACUUGUGCUUUCACAGAAAAGAGAAGGUUAGCAGGACUCCUGAGGAAGCAGGGUAGGGAUUAGCUGCCUUUCAUGGACUACUCCCUUGUCUCUUUUUCCUUCUUCUCCAGCCAAGUCUGUAAUUCUAAGAAAAGCAGGCACUGACCCUAGGGAUCCUGGUCUAAAAAAUCCAAAAUCUAAGAAGUAGUCCCAUUGGCACAUGCUCAGCCCCUUUAUGAGGGAGAAACUCUAAGGGCUCUGUUGUAAGCACAUGACUGGCUUAUGUCAGCAUUGUCAGGAACAGGAAAAGGGGAUGCUGCUUACAAUUGUUACAACAGUUAGUAACUACUACAACAGCUAAUUAUAAUAAUCAUUAUAAGUUAAAAAUCACUGUACUUGAAUCCAGUGAUGACAGAAUUGAGCAUAGAUACUGAAGAUCUAGCCUGAACUUUUGAAAUUGCUUACUAAAGGAUUUUAGACUCAUUAUUAAAUUUCUUUGAGGUUCAAUUUCCCCAUUACUGUAUUUUUAAAUUUUGCAUUUUAUGUUAUGGAGCCAUGGAAAUGGGUAGUUAUUUCUAAGGACAAUAAUCACUAUUAAAUAGCAUUUGGUUUUUAAAUGGAUGAUUUUGAAGGUCAUAUAUAAACUAUAAAACAUAAAACACAAAAUUUUAAAAUACAGUGAUAAUAUAAUUAUUAUAAGAUUAUUGUUAACAUUACCCAACCUAUCUCUUCCUGUUUUGUAUUUCUUCUUCCAAAUGCUUUCAGGAUCAACAUCUCCACUCUUCACUACCAUCCACAAUGUUUGUUUCUUUUCCCAUGACGGAUCAUGCUGACUCUCAAAACAUUGCAUCUUUCACUCCUAACAUUUCCCCCACCCCAUGGCAUAUCUGAUACACCUUUGGAAAUAUAUGCUGAAGAAUGUAUAGGCUAUUUAUUCCGUGUGGUUUCAGUGGGUAAGUGAAUAAGCUGACUGGUGUGGGUCACAAGGAGCAAUCACCGUUAACUGUGGGGUUACUUCUGCCUGCUUCUAUCACAGGGACAAGGGAAAUGGCGACCUCAGCUGAUGGGAUUGAAACUGUGGGGGAAGUUGCUGGGACCACACCCUACGACUAUGAGGCGGCGCUGCCGUGCGAGAAGAGCAACGUCAAGGAGCUGGCGGCCCAGUUCCUGCCCCCACUGUACUCCCUGGUGUUCAUGACCGGCCUGCUGGGCAACGUGAUGGUGGUGGUGAUACUCACCAAAUACAAGCGGCUCCGGAUCAUGACCAACAUCUACCUGCUCAACUUGGCCAUUUCUGACGUGCUCUUCCUAUUCACGCUGCCAUUCUGGAUUCACUAUGUUAGGUGGAACGAGUGGGUUUUUGGCCACCGCAUGUGUAAGUUGCUCUCCGGGCUCUAUUACAUGGGCUUGUACAGUGAGAUCUUCUUCAUCAUCCUCUUGACCAUAGACCGGUAUCUUGCCAUCGUCCACGCCGUGUUUGCCCUUCGAGCCCGUACAGUCACUUUUGGUAUUGUUACCAGCAUCUUCACCUGGGUCCUGGCAGGGCUAGCAGCCCUCCCUGAAUUUUUCUUUCAUGAGACCCAAGAGGAGGCUGGACAGACUUUCUGCAGUCCUCUUUACCCAGAGGAUAAUGAAAAUGCCUGGAAGAGAUUCCACGCUCUGAGAAUGAAUAUCCUGGGUCUCGCCCUGCCUCUGCUUGUUAUGGCCAUCUGCUAUUCAGGAAUUAUUAAAACACUGCUGAGAUGCCCCAGUAAAAAAAAAUACAAAGCCAUUCGACUUAUUUUUGUAAUUAUGGUGGUCUUCUUUAUUUUCUGGACACCCUACAAUCUGGUUGUCCUACUGUUUGCUUUUCAAAUGCACUUGAAGGCUGAUUGUGAACAGAGCAGACAGCUGGACCUGGCCAUGCUGGUGACAGAGGUGAUCGCCUACACGCACUGCUGUGUCAACCCCGUGAUCUAUGCCUUCGUUGGUGAGAGGUUCCGGAAGCAUCUCCGCCACUUUUUCCACAGACAUGUGGCCAUCUACCUGGGAAAAUUCAUGCCAUUUCUUCCUAGUGAAAAAUUGGAAAGAACCAGCUCCGUCUCCCCAUCAACAGGGGAGCAGGAACUCUCUGCUGUAUUUUAGGUCAGAUGCAGAACAUUGCCUAAAGAAGAUGAACAGACCAGAUGAAGCCAACACAUCGACCUCUUCACCAGUCCUUUGGACUUCCAGCACAAUGGCCACAGCUCUUGAAGCCAUUAAAAUAUAUACACAAUGGUGACGGUGUAUCUAUGCACCCCAAAGUCAUUACCAAAGGUCAACGGCUGGACAAUGACUUAUUAUGAACCCUGAAAAGCAGAGCUUUGCUUGAUUCACUCGAGUCACAUAAUUUUAAUGCACCUGAAUGUUAGAUGGUUACUAUAUGCAGCUAUAAACUAGUCAAGCUUUUUAUAUCUUAAACCUUAACUUCAGCCAGUUAUUGAUAUAAAUGAAACAUAAUAAACAAAUGAAAUAUUAAUAAAUCAAUCACAUUUCUUCUUAUUAUUACAAUGUAAUAAAUCAGCUUAUUGCAAGGACUGAUGCUCAAGCUGAAACCAAUACUUUGGCCACCUGAUGCAAAGAGCCAACUCACUGGAAAAGGCUCUGACACUGGGAAAGAUUGAAGGCAAGGGGGAGAAUAGAAGAAGAGCAAUUUGGCAUUUUCAGUACAGAGAAUAACCCACUCCAGUACUCUUGCCUGGAAAAUCCCAUGGACAGGGGAGCCUAGGAGGCUGCAGUCCAUGGAGUCACUAAGAAUCAGACACAACUGAGCAACUUCACUUUCACUUUUCACUUUCAC
Molecule: messenger RNA, 4904 nt
Organism: Bubalus bubalis (water buffalo)
Lineage: Eukaryota; Metazoa; Chordata; Mammalia; Artiodactyla; Bovidae
Gene: CCR3
Product: C-C motif chemokine receptor 3
Exons: 2
Coding region: 3134-4210 (358 amino acids)
Biological process (GO): immune response; G protein-coupled receptor signaling pathway; chemotaxis
Cellular component (GO): membrane; cytoplasm
Molecular function (GO): C-C chemokine receptor activity
Source: RefSeq, a predicted model, not a curated record